Messenger RNA from Lodderomyces orthopsilosis Co 90-125, 1932 nucleotides. RefSeq lists its product as uncharacterized. The transcript has a single exon. The record is from RefSeq and is a predicted model, not a curated record. The coding region runs from base 1 to 1932 and encodes 643 amino acids. Lineage: Eukaryota; Fungi; Ascomycota; Pichiomycetes; Serinales; Debaryomycetaceae.
AUGCCAUUUGAUAACAACGUCAAGUACAGAUUACAAAGAAUUCAAACCCUCAAUGGAGACCAAGAAAUCAUUCUUAAACAAGUAUGGGCUUAUAUGUUGAAAAACUUUGGUUAUCCAGUUGAUAUCAAUAGCCAAGAUUUACCAUAUAAGCAAUGUUAUGUUGCUUCUACUUCGACUGCCAAUUUUGAUGAAUCUCAAGCUAUAACCACUGCUGGGUUAGCUAAGACCAACACUAGAGGCUCAAUCAAUUCUAGUAAAUCGUCCGCUUCAAAAAAGAAAUUGGGAUUAUUUGGAUCGAAAAAAUCGUCGAAUGCUAGUGUUUCAAAUGCUGGUGGGGCCGGCGCUGCUAAGGAUUCUCCACCAGCUAAUUCCAAAAGAAUGCAUCAAAUUCAAACCCAAUCUUCUCAAGAAAGAUAUCAACCAGUUGACGUUCCUAGUGAAGUUUACUAUGCUAUCUAUGCUCAUCAUUUUAAAGCUGCUUAUGAGUAUGCUGAUGAUUUUGAUGGCAGUUCAGCUCAACCACAACAGCAACAACAAUUGAAUGGAUUUGCUGGUAACGGAAGUGCUGGUGGUUACAAUGAUGACUACGGUUAUGAUGACGAUGAUGUUGCCUCAGUCAAUUCCAUGGAAACCUUUGUUACUGCUGAAACCACCUUGACUGAUUAUGAUGAUUUGCCAGCCCAUAUUUUCAACAAUGGUAAACAAGCUAAUGGUGGAAACUAUGGCGGUAGAAUUGGACAUCCUAACCAACAUAAUAAACACCGUGGUCACCAUGGAGGACAUGGACACAGCAAGCACAACAAGCAUCGUAAUAGUUCCCAUGGACACAACCAGCACCAACAGCAACAACAAUUUGGUGGCGCUGCUGGAGGUAACCAAAUUGAUCUUUUCCAAGCCACAGUCAACAACCCAGUCAAUGUUCAUCCUGACAAUUCAUUCUGUGCAGCUUUGGCUCAAUACAAUCACAAAGAAAUACACCAAGCACUCACUAAACUUUUACGUAAUGAUUUAGUUGAUAAUUUGGUAUUGAAGUUUAUCAGGGCUAGGAAAUGGGAUACUGAUAAAGCUCUUGCUAUGAUGUUUAAAUCAUUGAAUUGGAGAUACCAUGAAUUCCCUACUGAUGAUUGGUUAAUGGAAGCUGAUGGUCCAUCAUAUUUGAAUGGAACCAACAAAGGGUUUAUCAAAAAUUUCACUACAGAAAAAUCCUGGAUCAAAGGAAGAGAUAAGAAUAAUAACCCAAUUUUCAUGUUUCAAGCCAAAAAACAUUUAACUUCCGAUUCCCCCUUGCCACAAAAUCAAAGAUACGCCGUUGUUACUAUUGAAUGGGUUAGAUUAUUCUUGAAAGAAGUUAGUGAGUCAGUUGAUACAUGUACUAUUAUAUUUGAUUUAACUGGAUUCUCAUUGAAAAAUGCUGAUUACGCCACCAUUAAAUUCCUUGCUGAUGUAUUUGAAGCUCAUUAUCCAGAAACUUUGGGAUUCAUUUUAAUUCAUAAUGCACCAUGGAUCUUCUCCACUGUAUGGAACAUUAUCAAGAACUGGUUAGACCCUGUUGUUGCAUCCAAGAUCCAUUUCACUAAAGAUGCCAAAGAAUUGAGUAAAUUCGUUGAUCCAGCUUUGAUCCCCGAUUAUUUAGGUGGUGAAGAUACAACUAGAGGUUAUUACCCAAUCCCUGAACCUAAAGAUGAAUUCCCACCAAAGAGGAAGGAUGCUGAAUAUGCCAGAUUAAAAAGGGAAAGAGAUUUGUUACUUGUUAGAUUUUUUGAAACGACAAAGAGAUGGAUUGAGUCGACCAAUCCUCAAGUUUCUGACAAGUAUUUGAAAGAUAAAUUGGAUUUGAAUAUUGCGUUGUCGAGCAAUUAUAUCCAGUUAGAUCCAUAUAUUAGAAACCCAGGUAUUUAUGAUAGGGAUCAUAGUUUACAAGUUGGUCAUUAG